Molecule: messenger RNA, 958 nt
Organism: Onthophagus taurus
Lineage: Eukaryota; Metazoa; Arthropoda; Insecta; Coleoptera; Scarabaeidae
Product: 26S proteasome non-ATPase regulatory subunit 8
Biological process (GO): proteasome-mediated ubiquitin-dependent protein catabolic process
Cellular component (GO): proteasome regulatory particle, lid subcomplex; cytosol; proteasome regulatory particle
Source: RefSeq, a predicted model, not a curated record
GUCAAAGAAACGUCAAAGUGACUCGCAAGUCAUCGCAAGUUUCUCAAAUAUUUAAUAAAAACGUUUAGUUCUUUGUAAAUCGAUAAAACAUGCCGGGCUUAAACGAUGUGGCUGCGUUAUAUAAACAAUUAAAAAGUGAAUGGAACACUCCAAAACCCAAUUUAAGUAAAUGUGAGCAUUUACUUGCCGAAUUAAAAAUUGGUUUAACUAAUUUGAUGUUUUUGCCAACAUCAAAUGCUGCAGCAUCCAAACAAGAGCUUUUAUUAGCUAGAGAUAUUUUGGAAAUUGGUGUACAAUGGAGUAUUGAAGCUAAAGAUAUACCAUCGUUUGAACGUUAUAUGGCUCAGUUAAAGUGUUAUUAUUUUGAUUACAACACUCAAUUGCCAGAAUCAUCUUUCAAAUAUCAAUUAUUGGGAUUAAAUUUGUUGUUUUUGUUGUCACAAAAUCGCGUUGCUGAGUUCCAUACUGAAUUAGAAUUAUUGCCAGCAGAUCAUAUUCAAAACGAUGUUUACAUCCGCCAUCCGUUGUCUAUUGAACAGUAUUUAAUGGAAGGAAGUUAUAAUAAAAUAUUUUUAGCUAAAGGUAAUGUUCCAGCAGCUAAUUAUAACUUUUUUAUGGAUAUCUUGUUGGAUACAAUCCGUGGGGAGAUUUCGGUUUGCUUAGAAAAAGCUUACGAAAAGAUAUCUUUAAAAGAUGCAGCAAGAAUGCUUUAUCUUCCUAAUGAAGAAACUGCCAAAGUUUUUGGUACUCAAACGAAAAGCUGGAAAUUGGAUAAAAAUAAAUUCUUUCAUUUUACCUCUGAAGAACAAAAAUUGCAUAUGGAACCCAUUCCUUCAAGGGAACUUGCUGAACAAUCUAUAGAUUAUGCUAGAGAAUUAGAAAUGAUUGUUUAAAAUUAUUUAAUGAUUUUUUUUAAUAAAGUUUGAUUUUUUUUUGCAAUGGCAAACGAUAAAAACAA